This is a messenger RNA of Durio zibethinus, 2395 nucleotides long. RefSeq names its product interactor of constitutive active ROPs 2, chloroplastic-like. Lineage: Eukaryota; Viridiplantae; Streptophyta; Magnoliopsida; Malvales; Malvaceae. The record is from RefSeq and is a predicted model, not a curated record.
UUUUAAAUUUUGUUAUUUGGUUCUGGUAGGUGGUAGUGGAAGUAGUUUCUGUGGAGUUUCUUUGAAGGAAUUUUAUUGUUUGUUUGUUAGGUCUAGUAUGUAAUGCUAAGAGAUGAUGCUCCUUUCAUGAACCAUUUGCUUCUUCUUUCUCUGCUUUUAUAUAAUGGAUUCUCUCUCAUGUUGCUUAUCAGUCCACGAUUUCUCUCAACUAUUUGCAGGUUGUGUGGGUCAAGCGGGGUUUUUUGAAGUAGAGGACAUAUAUCCUUCCCUUUUACCACUUCAACUCGAGGGAAUAUUAUAAAAAGAAAAAAAGGAAAAAUCAUGCAGACGCCAAAAGCAAGAACAAGCUCCGUAGAAGUGCCUCAGAGAAAAUCUCUUGUAACACCUCGAACUGCUCGCCAACUGAAGAUACCAGGAUCUGAUUCAGAUACAGUUUCCUCUCCAAAUCCUGCAAGUAAGACACCCAAAGACAGAAGUCCGAAGGUUACUGAGCCUAAAGCACUGAGAAGCCCAGCAUCUGAGAAGAAGCGCCCGAGCAGAGUGACUGAACUGGAAGCACAGCUCACUCAACUCCAAGAUGAUCUGAAAAAGACAAAGGACCAACUGACUGCAUCUGAGUCAUGGAAGAGGCGGGCCAUGCAAGAGGCUGAGGAGGCCAAGAAACAGCUAUCAACAAUGUCAGCCAAGCUUGAAGAAUCUGAACAGCAGUUGCUGGAAAUUUCUGCCACUGAGGAUGAACGGGUGCAAGAACUCCGCAAAAUCUCGCAAGAUAGAGAUAGAGCAUGGCAGUCUGAACUUGAGGCUGUCCAGAAACAGCAUUCAAUGGAUUCUGCUGCCUUGGCUUCUGCCAUGAACGAAAUUCAAAAGCUUAAAGUUCAGCUCGAAAAGGCUUAUGAAUCUGAAGUCGUUCAAAUUAAGCAUGCUGAAUCUGCACAUGCUGAGAUUCAGAACUUGAGAAUUGAACUGACUGAAACUCUCUCCUUAGUUGAAAAACUUAAGUCUGAACUCAACGAUUGCCGAGAAUCUGAAGCCCAGGCUCUUGAAGUUGUUAGCAAAACCCAAAUGCAACUGGAAGCAGCAAAUAAAACCAUUGAAAUGCUGCGUUCUGAUGCAACCAAAGAAACAGAAGCUUACAACACAUUAUCAUUGGAGUUGGAGCAGUCAAAAGCUAGAGUUAAGUCACUGGAGGGACUUGUGAGCAAGCUCCAGGUAGAACUGGUUGGUCAUAGCAGCAAAAUAGUUAAGGAUCCCAAGGACGAUAAACCACCACAGCAGAAUGGAGACAAUGAGGACAUACAGCAGCUCAAAUCGGAGCUUAAUUUUGCAAAACUUGAAGUGGGUCAGUUGAGAUCAGCAUUGGAAGCAGCUGAGGUCAGGUACCAAGAAGAAUAUAUUCAAAGCACAUUGCAAAUUAGAAGUGCAUAUGAACAAGUGGAAUGCAUAAGAACUCAGUCAUGCCAGAGGGAGGUGGAACUCGAGGCAGAAUUAAAGAGAACCAAAGCUGGUGUUGAAGAAUUGAGAGCAGACUUAAUGGAUAAGGAGACUGAACUGCAGAGUAUUUCGGAGGAAAAUGAGGGGCUCAUUUUGAAUAUCGAGAAAAACCAGUCCAAUGAAAGAGAAUCUGAACUUGCAGUAGAAUCGAAGAAGUUAGAGGCAGAUUUGACAGAAUUGAAAGCAAAUUUGACAGCGAAGGAAACAGAACUGCAAAGUGUAACCGAGCAAAAUGAAAUGCUCAAUAGGGAAAUUAAGAAGAGAGAAAUGGAGAGUAAUAAAGUUAGUGAUGAAUCUGUUGCAUUGUUAGAAGCAGCAAGGGCUGCAGAGCGAGAGGCUCUGAUGAAACUCGGCUAUUUAACUGAGGAAGCAGAUAAGAGUAGCAGAAGAGCAGCACGUGUGACUCAAGAGCUUGAUGCAGCUCAAGCAGCAAAUACUGAAAUGGAGGCUGAGUUGAGGAGACUAAAGGUGCAGUCAGAUCAAUGGAGAAAGGCAGCUGAGGCAGCUGCUGCUAUGCUUUCUACAGGGAACAAUGGGAAACAUGAGGAAAGGACUGUAUCUCUUGACAGCAACUAUAACCCCAUAAUGGGUUCGCCCAACUCGGAAGACAUGGAUGAUGAUUCACCCAAGAAGAAGAAUGGCAACAUGUUGAAAAAGAUAGGUGUGUUAUGGAAGAAAGGCCAGAAGUAGAUCAAAUACAUGGCAGGUUGCAUAUAUUCCGGCUCCUAAUAUUUGAUGGUUUGGAUAUUGUCAGUUUAUGGAAAAUUUCUCUUUAAUUUUGCUCUUACCAUGUCUGUUUAGGGGUGAUUCCAAUUGAGUUUCAGUGUUAAAACUGUUAAAAGGAAACCCCACUUAAGAAGAAUAUGCGUUUAAAACAGUAACAAGUUUAUGAAUGUGGCAGAUU